AGUUUGGGAACCACUUUCAUUAUGUCAUAUAUGUGGCCCUGCAUCACAAAACCAGUCUUGUAGCACGGGAACAUUUUUAUUAAAAGACAAUUAUAUAUAAUUGUAUUGUAUAUAUUAAGUAAAGAUUAUGUUUCAUGAAUAUAUUUUUUACAAUUCCUAGCUUAAAUAUAUAAAAACUUUAUUUUUGCAAAUGGAUGGCCGUCCACAGUGCCUCUGAUUAACAACUUCAAAGGCAAUUUUCUCAAUAUUUGGAUUUUUUUGCACUCUCAGAUUCCUGAGUUUUAAACGGUUGUAUCUCAUCCAGAUAUUGUCAUAUUCUAACAACUCGUACAUCAAUAGAAAGCUUAUUUAUUCCGAUUGUGUCCAAAUCUCAAUUUCGAAAAAUUGACCCAUAAGACUGUUUUUGUUUUCCAGGGUCACAUAUACCAAAAUGAUACUGGCAAGUGGCUGUUUCCAAGAAAAUAUCUGUUUUCCACUGAAGUCCACCAUAUUUGGGUUAUGUUCAUAAAACUCGUUUUUUUUACCAUGCUUGUCAUAUAAAAUGUCAGACAGUCAUUGCCCUCACAGCAAAUUUAGAUUCCCUCUCUUUGUUUAAAAGGCUCUUUAUAGGACAGCAAUUUUUCUAUUGCCUCUGCACAUUCACUUUAACAAAUGACUUGAACAAAGUAGGCGUCAGUCACAAGAACACUCCAAUAAUUCACAAAGAUCAUGUACACAAGUGCUCUUAAACUCUUAAGGGUCACGUAUAACUCGUCCAUUCUUAACUUUCUUGACAGAAUCAGUGAAUUAGUUUUUCUGUCAAACUGUUUCUACAGAUCUGUAAUUUAUGUUUUGGUCAAUGUAAAGCUAGUCAUGUCGCCUAUAAUUCCUGCUUCAGCAUCCCUUAUUCAAAUGAACACAACUGUCUCUUACCGCCCCCUCAUUCACCGCCUCUCCAGAAGCGCUUCAGAUAAUUACGACCAAAAGCAACAGGAAUACGUGGUUAAACUGAAGAGGAGAAGCGUUCGGAUUCAUGCCAUGAAAUCUCUCUAAGAGGAGAAAGGAAGCGAAACCUAGAAAAUCUACACCCACCCACAGGCAGGAGACGGGGAGAGCGAGGAAGAAAAAGAGGGAGAGAGAGCAGGGGGUGAAAGAAAGAGACUGGGAUAACAGUCGAUGGAUGCUGCCUGGACGGUCUGGUUGGUACAAUCUUCUGUGACAAGGACCAGAGAGCUGCAGGGAUGGAUGGGAAGGGAAGACACAUUCCUCCAGCCAUGGUGUGGUGUGAGCGGGGAAUUCAGGUGCUUCUCACCACUGUGGGAGCAUUCGCAGCCUUCGCCUUGAUGACCGUGGCCAUUGGCACGGACUACUGGCUGUACGCUCGGGCCUUUAUCUGCAACAGCACUGCCAACUCGUCUCAGGAUGACCCUCAUAACAAGGACAAGAAAGAUCCCGGAGCCCUCACCCACUCCGGCCUCUGGAGGAUUUGCUGUCUGGAAGGAUUAAAAAGAGGUGUGUGUUCCCAGAUUAAUCAUUUUCCAGAAGAUGCUGAUUAUGACCAGGAUGCUGCAGAAUACCUUUUACGUGUAGUCAGGGCCUCCAGUAUAUUUCCUAUCCUCAGUGCCAUAUUAUUGCUGCUAGGUGGAGUUUGUGUGGCAUCUAGUCGGUUCUAUAAAACCAAAAGACACAUCAUUUUGGGAGCAGGGAUUUUGUUUGUGGUGGCAGGCCUGAGCAACAUCAUUGGUGUCAUCGUAUAUAUCUCGGCAGCACUCAGCGACAUUUCUCCAAAAAAAGAUGAAGACAAAAAGUGGCACUACUCCUACGGCUGGUCAUUCUACUUUGGCGGCCUGUCAUUCAUCCUGGCGGAGGUGGUGGGCGUUCUGGCCGUCAACAUUUACAUCGAACGCAACAAAGAACUGCGCUGCCGUUCGCGCACCGACCUCUUCCGCAGCACAACCUCCGCCGUGCUACGGCUGCCGGGAUACCGUUUCCGCCGGCGCUCGUCGCGCUCCAGCUCGCGCUCCACCGCAGAGCCGACCCGCUCGCGUGAGCAGUCCCCCACCUCAGGCAUCGCUCCCAAGAACUUCGGCCCGCCACUGGCUGCCGGCCCCCCGCCGUUUUCAGUAGCCACGCUUCCCAACCCGCACACGCACUCCGGAGGAGGAGGAAUGGGGGAUAUUUCCAUGUACACGCUGGGUAGGGAGGGUAAGCCGCCCAUGUACGGCACGGUCGACCGUGCCACGCUGUACCAGCUACACAAUUACUUUCCAACAAAGGAGGGAGGUGGAGGAGCGCUCAUGACGGGUACACUGCCUUCCCAGUCCAAGUCUAACUUGGCUGCGUCGGCCAACGCCACCCUCAAUACCUCGUCUUCCUCCGGCCCUCAGCAAGCGCCCAUGUCAGCCGGAUCCUCCGCAAACAUGGAGAGGGAUCGAGGGCUGGGAACCUUGGAUCGACUGGGCAAAGGAGACAGCUCAAACACUAACACACUCAACAGGAGAACGACACCUGUGUAAUGACAAGGGGGAAGAGAUCGAAGGGGGAAACGGAUGAUUACAUGAACUGCAAGUUACGGUGGGGCGAGAAUAAAAAAUGCAACAGCGAGAAGGGCUGAGAAACAAGCAAAGUUUACUCGCAAGCGAACGAGAAGGCAAUACAUCCUCUUUUUUUCUUCUCCAUUUCUGUUUUUGAACAUGGUGACUCGAGUAACAGAAUUCCAUCCGCACUUCUUAUUGAUUCAUGUUGAAAUACUCGAUGUGUGUGAUGGUGAUCUUUCGGUUCUUCAAACUCUUUCAAUUCCAGUGCUUUAUCAUCAGGUUAUGCCUGUAACUUAUUCAGCAUUCCAAUAUAGUUGUUGUUUUUUAUUCUUAUGGUGUUGUUGUUAUUGCUGGGUUAACUUAUACAUUUUUACUGAGGUAUUUUAAUUUUUUUGCACAUCCAUUUAACUUAUUUCCUUUGAUAAACUCAAACUGUGAUUUUUUUCUCGCACAUGUUGACACUAUUCUUCAUGAUGUCAUUCAGUGUCAAGCAUGUGUGACUUUGCGAGAGCGUGACUUAUUAUUACAUUUUUUUAGUUUUUACAAAGACAAUAUUUAGAUCUGUGGAUUUUUUCAUGGUAAUCGUAAGUGUAUAAGUAGUUAAGUCUUCAUAUGAAUAUAUUUGAUUUAUCAUAUUAACAGUCUAAAUAUUGUUAUGAUGGAAUAACGAUAAUAAUGAACUGCUGUUGAGACACAUUUGGGACUGGAAGUAAAAAAGAGAACAAGAAAGAGACAGAAGCGAAAGGCAUUCAUUUCAGGGGAGCAAUAUCUAUACCUUAAAAACCUCACCAGAAAAGACAAAAAAAUCUAUUAAAUAUAUAGGCUAUUAUAAAUAUAUACAGUAUAUAUAAUUGUGUGUAUGUGUGUGUGUGGAACAACUUUUUUGGGUAAAAUAAAAUCUGAUAUAUUCUA
Molecule: messenger RNA, 3428 nt
Organism: Triplophysa dalaica
Lineage: Eukaryota; Metazoa; Chordata; Actinopteri; Cypriniformes; Nemacheilidae
Gene: cacng8a
Product: calcium channel, voltage-dependent, gamma subunit 8a
Exons: 6
Coding region: 1221-2495 (424 amino acids)
Biological process (GO): postsynaptic neurotransmitter receptor diffusion trapping; positive regulation of synaptic transmission, glutamatergic; transmission of nerve impulse
Cellular component (GO): postsynaptic density membrane; AMPA glutamate receptor complex
Molecular function (GO): channel regulator activity; voltage-gated calcium channel activity
Source: RefSeq, a predicted model, not a curated record